AUGGAAAGUUCGACUACUACAUCUUCAACCACAGGUUGGCCCCCCGAGGAACACAAGCUUUCUAUGACCGGGGCCGACACUAGUCCUUUGGCUUCUAAAUUCGAAGAUAUUUUUCAGCGAAGUUUACAAUCCGGGUACAAACCUCGACGACUCGGAGUCACCUGGAACGACUUGACUGUGAAAGCAAAAAGCGCCGAAGCCACAAUUAAUGAGAAUGUCUUUUCGCAGUUCAACAUGCUUCGCCGUCUACAGCAACACCGACAAGGCAUGCCGUUGAAAACAAUUCUUCAUCAGAGUCAUGGAUGCGUUAAACCUGGAGAGAUGUUACUGGUCCUCGGCCGCCCUGGGUCCGGAUGUACAACACUCUUGAAGAUGCUUGCCAAUCGAAGGACAGGCUACGAAGAAAUAGAGGGUGACGUGCGGUAUGGUAGUAUGCGCCAUGAGGAGGCUGCGGAGAAUUAUACAGGCCAAAUCAUUAUGAAUACAGAGGAAGAGAUCUUCUUCCCCACGUUGACUGUGGGACAAACCCUGGAUUUUGCGACUCGUCUGAAGGUACCCGCUCACCUCCCUGGGGAUGCCGUCAAUGCAGAGGCGUACCGUGCAGAGAUGAAAGAACUCCUCUUGGAGAGUCUCCAUAUACCUCAUACGGCAGAAACGAAAGUGGGCAAUGAAUAUGUUCGUGGCGUUUCCGGGGGAGAACGAAAGCGUGUCUCAAUUAUGGAAUGCCUCGCAUCUGGCGCGUCUGUCUACUGCUGGGACAACAGUACUAGAGGUCUAGAUGCGGCCAGUGCAUUAGACUGGGCAAAGAUGAUGCGUGCGAUGGCGGAUGUAUAUGGCAGCUCGAUUAUUGCAACACUAUAUCAGGCAGGAAAUGAUAUUUUCCGCCUUUUCGACAAGGUCCUUGUUUUGGAUGAGGGGAGGCAGAUAUAUUAUGGGCCCGCUAACCAAGCACAACAAUUCAUGGAGGACCUUGGAUUCGAGUGCAGCGAGGGUGCCAACAUUGGAGAUUAUCUGACCAGUGUUACAGUUCCUUUGGAACGUCGAAUUCGUUCUGGAUAUGAAUCCAUAUAUCCCCGGAACGCUGAAGCCAUUGCCACAUCCUACCGCAACUCUAGUAUAAAAACUCAGAUGGCCUCUGAAUACGACUAUCCUGCUAGCGAACUGUCGCAGCAACGCACCAAAGACUUUCAAGAAUCUGUCGCUCUGGAAAAGCACCAUCCAAAAAGCGCAAGCACUGUCCACUUUGCAACGCAAGUACGUGCUUGCAUUAUUCGACAAUAUCAGGUGCUGCUCGGUGAUAAGAAGACGUUUGCCAUGAAGCAAGGCUCGACUUUGAUACAAGCCUUGGUGGCCGGCUCCAUGUAUUACCAUGUGAAACCCGACACUUCUGGGCUUUUUCUCAAGGCCGGCGCCCUGUUUUGGUCCAUCCUUUAUAACAGUAUGAGCGCCAUGUCCGAGGUUGUCGAUUCUUUUUCUGGCAGGCCCAUGGUAGUGAAACACAACGCCUUUGCAUAUUGCAAACCGGCUGCGUUCUGCAUUGGACAGAUAGCUGCGGAUAUUCCAAUCACAAUUUUCCAGAUCAGCAUCUGGUCUCUAAUCCUGUAUUUCAUGGUUGGCCUGAAAAUGUCUGCCAGUGCGUUCUUUACGUAUUUCGUGGUCCUUUUCGCAUGUGCGAUGUGCUCUACUGCUUUAUUCCGUGCCGUCGGAGCGGUUUUCCGAACAUUUGAUGGCGCCUCCAAGGUGUCAGGAUAUGUGGUGACAAUUAUGGCCAUGUACGCAGGUUUUCAAAUUCAACACUCCCAAAUGCGGCCGUGGUUUGGAUGGUUAUAUUGGCUUAACCCUGUUGCGUACGCUUUCGAUGGCUUGAUGAGUAACGAGUUCCGCGAUCGAGAGAUCGACUGCACCGGCGGCAACCUGAUCCCUCAUGGCGAAAGCUACGCGAAUGUGAGUAUGUCGUAUCGGUCAUGCGCUGGGGUGAGAGGUGCAACCCCAGGAUUCGCCUCGUUAACUGGAGAACAAUAUCUGGGUGCUCUAUCAUACAGUUAUACGCACUUAUGGCGAAACUUUGGUAUUCUCUGGGCUUGGUGGGUCUUCUAUGUAGCGGUUACGAUCGGUGCAACUAUGAUGUGGAAAAGUCCUUCCGAGUCCGGUGCACAGCUGCUCAUCCCUAGGGAAAGACUGGCUCGGCAUAUGCAGCUGGAUCUCGAUGAUGAGGAGUCCCAAGUGCCACAAAAGUCCUGCCAUGGUCACCACAGUCAGGAAAAAAUCGAUGGUUCACCACCCUCAACACCGGCUGCUGAAACACAAUUGGCUAAGAAUACCUCCAUCUUCACCUGGAAGAACCUGAAAUAUACUGUAAAGACUCCAUCUGGCCCCCGUGUGCUAUUGGACAACGUUCAUGGAUGGGUAAAGCCUGGUAUGCUAGGUGCUCUCAUGGGUGCGUCGGGCGCAGGCAAGACAACGUUAUUGGAUGUCCUUGCCCAGAGGAAAACAGAAGGUAAAAUUGAAGGGUCAAUCAUGGUUGACGGCCGGCCUCUAUCAGUGUCGUUCCAGCGCUCGGCUGGGUAUUGUGAGCAACUCGAUGUUCAUGAGCCCUAUGCAACCGUUAGAGAAGCAUUAGAAUUCUCGGCACUUUUAAGACAGCCUCCUGACACCCCUGAAAAGGACAAGCUCGCAUACGUGGAUGUCAUUAUCGACCUUCUCGAACUUGGAGACAUUGCGGAUACUCUUGUAGGCAAGCCUAACGCAGGCGGUUUGAACAUUGAGCAACGGAAGCGUGUUACUAUAGGUGUCGAACUAGUCGCUAAGCCUAGUAUCCUGAUCUUUCUGGAUGAGCCAACGUCGGGCCUUGAUGGACAGUCUGCCUUUAAUACUAUGCGAUUUCUGAGAAAACUCUCAAAUCAGGGCCAAGCCAUCUUGGUUACCAUCCAUCAGCCGUCAGCCCAGUUGUUCUACCAAUUUGAUACCCUCUUAUUGUUGGCCCCAGGUGGCAAAACUGUCUACUUUGGAGACAUAGGAGAAAAUGCCAGCACGCUCAAAGAAUACUUCGAACGCUAUGGGUCACCCUGUCCUAGUCAAAUGAACCCGGCAGACCAUAUGAUCGACGUGGUCUCAGGUCGAGCUUCGAACGUCGACUGGCACCAUGUAUGGCUAAAAUCGCCAGAGUAUCAGCAAUCCAUGGUUGAGCUCGACAGGCUUAUCCAAGAAUCCGCUUCAAGGGAACCAGUGAAUAACUCGAGUGCUGAUGACAACGAGUAUGCGACACCACUCUGGUACCAAACUAAAAUUGUCCUGCGCCGUAUGAAUAUCGCCCUCUUCCGGAAUACGAACUAUGUGAACAAUAAGAUAUAUCUGCAUAUUGGCCUGGCCCUGUUCAAUGGAUUUUCAUACUGGAUGAUUGGCGAUACUGUGAAUGACAUGCAGCUUCGCAUGUUCACUAUUUUCGUGUUUAUGUUUGUUGCCCCCGGUGUGGUGAAUCAGCUCCAGCCGCUGUUCAUUGAAAGACGGGAUAUAUACGACGCACGGGAGAAGAAAUCCAGAAUGUACUCCUGGAAAGCAUUUGUCACGGCCCUUAUUGUGUCCGAGUUCCCAUAUCUAUGUGUCUGUGGCGUGCUGUACUUUCUCUGUUGGUAUUAUACUGUCGGUUUCCCAGCAGCCACGGAAAAGGCUGGGGCCGCUUUAUUUGUCGUCAUCCUGUACGAAUUCUCAUAUACAGGAAUCGGUCAAUUUGUCGCAGCAUACUCGCCCAAUGCUGUUUUUGCGGCGCUGGUCAACCCUCUCCUUGUCGGAAUCAUGGUUUCUUUCUGUGGCAUCUUGGUCCCAUACGACCAGAUUAUCCCAUUUUGGAGAUACUGGAUGUAUUACAUGAACCCCCUCACUUACCUAGUUGGGAGCCUCUUGGUUUUCAACAUCUUCGAUGUCGACGUCAAGUGUGCUGACUCGGAGUUCGCCAUAUUUAAUCCGCCUUCCAACAUGACAUGUCUGGAUUACCUAUCUUCGUAUCUGGAAGCGUCUGACGCCAACCUGGUCAAUCCCGAGGCACGCUCCGAAUGCCGCGUCUGCCCCUAUACCAGCGGAGGUGGUUAUUUGAAGACCAUCAAUUUGAAUGACUACUACUUUGGCUGGAGAGACGUGGGCAUUUUUGUGAUCUUUAUUUUCAGUUCAUAUGGAUUGGUGUAUCUGUUCAUGAAGCUGAGAACAAAAGCCUCGAAGAAGGCUGAGUGA
Messenger RNA from Aspergillus bombycis, 4224 nucleotides. RefSeq names its product ABC drug exporter AtrF. Lineage: Eukaryota; Fungi; Ascomycota; Eurotiomycetes; Eurotiales; Aspergillaceae. Gene Ontology annotation, biological process: transmembrane transport. Gene Ontology annotation, molecular function: ATP binding; ABC-type transporter activity; ATP hydrolysis activity. Gene Ontology annotation, cellular component: membrane. The record is from RefSeq and is a predicted model, not a curated record. The transcript has a single exon. The coding region runs from base 1 to 4224 and encodes 1407 amino acids.